This is a messenger RNA of Pteropus alecto (black flying fox), 726 nucleotides long. It is a transcript of the gene SVIP, whose product is annotated as small VCP interacting protein. Gene Ontology annotation, cellular component: endoplasmic reticulum membrane. NCBI's taxonomy places the organism in Eukaryota, Metazoa, Chordata, Mammalia, Chiroptera, Pteropodidae. Bases 113 to 346 code for a protein of 77 amino acids. Gene Ontology annotation, biological process: negative regulation of VCP-NPL4-UFD1 AAA ATPase complex assembly; positive regulation of autophagy; negative regulation of retrograde protein transport, ER to cytosol. The transcript is spliced from 4 exons. The record is from RefSeq and is a predicted model, not a curated record.
GCAGCAGGGGGCGGAGCCGAGCCGCGGGGCCGCCCGCCCGGCUGGGGACCCGGCGAGCGCGGCCACUGGGGACGUGGGGCUGACCGCGCAGUUGGCACUCACCCGCCUCCCGAUGGGGCUGUGUUUCCCCUGUCCCGGGGAGUCCGCGCCUCCCUCGCCGGACGUGGAAGAGAAAAGAAGAAAGCUUGCAGAGGCUGCAGAGAGAAGACAGAAGGAGGCAGCAUCUCGGGGAAUUUUGAAUGUUCAGUCUGUGGAAGAAAAGAGAAAGAAAAAGGAAAAAAUAGAAAAACAAAUUGCUACAUCUGGGCCCCCACCAGAAGGUGGACUUAGAUGGACAGUUUCAUAAGGGAUAAUAUGAGUGAGAGUCUACUGCCAACAACUAAUAUCUGGAAUCAAAUGGACAUCUUCAAUUUAAUUUCUUCUCUUUGAAUAAAUGAAGAUUCAGACUUUGUAAUUUUAGUGCCAUUAAGUGCAGUGCUUUUUCAGUAUUGAAAUAUUGAAAAUGGUUUUGAUUUUCCGACUUAAAAAAUGGCCAGACAUUUCAUUAAAUACUUAUUUUCCUACAUUUGUUCUGCUGCAGGUAGUGGAUAAUUUGCCAUUUUUAGUAGUUAAAACGUGGACCUAAAUAGCGAAUGUAUGUACAUCACGUGUAAAGAUUCUGCAUACAUCUCAAAUAUUAAAAUUUGCAAUAUCAUUUUCCCUCAUUCAUAAAAUGAUCUAGCUGUU